Messenger RNA from Pipistrellus nathusii (Nathusius's pipistrelle), 2073 nucleotides. The record is from the annotation of a GenBank genome assembly. NCBI's taxonomy places the organism in Eukaryota, Metazoa, Chordata, Mammalia, Chiroptera, Vespertilionidae.
AUGCCUUCCCUCCGCCUGGACCCGGGGCCCCAGGGGCACCCCACGCCCAGGGAUGCCCGCGGCACCCACUCCUCCGGCCAGAGCUUCGAGCAGCUGCGGCGGGAGUGCCUGCAGAAGGGGGUCCUGUUUGAGGACCCCGACUUCCCGGCCACCAGCGCCUCCCUUUUCUACAGCGAGAGGCCCCCGAUCGCCUUUGUGUGGAAGCGGCCGGAGGAGAUAGUGGAGAACCCAGAGUUCAUCCUCGGAGGGGCCACCAGGACGGACAUCUGCCAGGGGGAGCUCGGCGACUGCUGGCUGCUGGCGGCCAUCGCCUCCCUCACGCUCAACGAGAAGGCGCUGGCGAGGGUGGUGCCCCAGGACCAGAGCUUCGGGCCCGGGUACGCCGGGAUUUUCCACUUCCAGUUCUGGCAGCACAGCGAGUGGCUGGACGUGGUGGUGGACGACCGGCUGCCCACCUUCCGGGACCGGCUGGUCUUCCUGCACUCGGCCGACCACAACGAGUUCUGGAGCGCCCUGCUGGAGAAGGCCUAUGCCAAGCUGAACGGGAGCUACGAGGCGCUGAAGGGGGGCAGCGCCAUCGAGGCCAUGGAGGACUUCACGGGGGGCGUGGCGGAGGCCUUCGCCACCAAGGAGGCGCCCGCCAACUUCCACGAGAUCCUGGGGAAGGCGCUGCAGAGGGGCUCGCUGGUGGGCUGCUCCAUCGACAUAAAAAAUUCUGCGGAAUCAGAAGCCCGGACGCCCUUUGGUCUCAUUAAGGGUCAUGCCUACACCGUGACGGCAGUCGACCAGGUCCGCUUCCGAGGCCGGGACACCGAGCUCAUCCGGGUCCGCAACCCGUGGGGGCAGGUGGAGUGGAACGGCGCCUGGAGCGACAACUCCCCCGAGUGGCAGGCCGUGGGCCCCACCGAGCAGCAGCGCCUGAGCCACGCCGCCCUGGACGACGGGGAGUUCUGGAUGGCGCUCGGUGACUUCCGGGCCCACUUCGACAAGGUGGAGAUCUGCAACCUCACGCCGGACGCCCUGGAGGAGGGCGCGCCGCACAAGUGGGAGGUGACGGUGCACCAGGGCAGCUGGGUGCGGGGCUCCACGGCCGGGGGCUGCCGCAACUUCCUGGACACCUUCUGGACCAACCCGCAGAUCAGGCUGUCCCUGGCGGAGCGGGACGAGGGGCAGGAGGCGUGCACGCUGCUCGUGGCGCUGAUGCAGAAGGACCGCCGGAGGCUCAGGCGCGUCGGCGCCGACAUGCUGACCAUCGGCUACGCCAUCUACCGGUGCCCCGGGAAGGAGGGCCACCUGGACAAGGACUUCUUCCGGUUCCACGCCUCCCAGGCCCGCAGCAAGUCCUUCAUCAACCUGAGGGAGGUCUCCGACCGGUUCCGGCUGCCCCCCGGGGACUACAUCCUCGUCCCCAGCACCUUUGAGCCCCACCAGGAGGCCGACUUCUGCCUGAGGAUCUUCUCAGACAAGAAAACCACCAGCCGGGACCUGGACGGACACGUGGCCAUUGACCUACCCGAGCCCCCGAAGCCGACACCGCGGGACCAGGAGACGGAGGAGCAGCAGCAGUUCAGGGCCCUGUUUGCACGCGUGGCCGGGGAGGACAUGGAGGUGACCCCAGAGGAGCUGCAGCAUGUCUUAAACGCCGUGCUGAGCAAGAAAAAGGGCAUCCGAUUCGAGAGGCUGAGCCUGAUCUGCUGUAAGAACAUCGUUUCUCUGAUGGACACCAGUGGCAACGGGAAACUGGAGUUCGAUGAAUUCAAGGUGUUCUGGGAAAAGCUGAAGGCCUGGACGAACCUUUUCCUUCAGUUCGAUGCUGACAAGUCCGGCACCAUGUCCUCCUAUGAGCUGCGGACCGCGCUGAGAGCCGCAGGCUUCCAGCUGAGCGGCCGCCUCCUGCAGCUGGUGGUGCUGCGGUACUCGGACCCGGACCUGCAGCUCGGCUUCGACGACUUCCUCACCUGCCUGGUGCGUCUGGAGAACGCCAGCCGUGUGUUCCAGGCUCUCAGCACCGAGAACAAGGAGUUCCUUCAUCUCAACAUCAACGAGUUCCUCUACCUGACAAUGAACAUCUGA